AUGACUCUAUUGACAAUAUCAAAUAAUGACGAUCUUCCAUCUGAAAUUCCUCCUAAAAGAUUCAAAAAUACAGAAACUGAAGAGGUUGAUCUUGAUUCUUUAGAGCCUGAUCCAGGAUUGCGUCGACAAAUUUGGGAAUAUCAUCCUAAUCAACGAGACGAGAUUCGUCGAGUUUAUUUGAAUCUGAAAGCAUAUCAACCUAUUCUUCAAGAAUAUCCAUUAAAUAAAAUUAUUAAGCACCCUCGAAGAUUUCAGUCAACUUGGUAUGAACAAUUUCCUUGGUUGGAGUAUUCACCCACUAAAGAUAAAGCAUAUUGCUUUCCAUGUUUUAUCUUCAACAAGCCUUCAGGAUGCUUAAAUCAAACUACAUUUACUGUUGAUGGAUUUGAUAAGUGGAAGAAAGUUCGAAAUGGAAAAGCUUGUGCUUUCCUAGGCCAUAUGGGAAAGGAUAAUGUAUCUUCACCCCAUCGUAAUGCUGAAAAGGCAUGUGAGGAUUUGAUGAACCAAACACAACAUAUAUCAAGGAGAUUUGAUAAUUUUAAUGAUGAACAAGUUGCAACUAAUCAUCUUCGAUUGAAGGCUCACAUACACGUGGUGUUAUUACUUGCACUUCAAGGAAUUCCGUUUAGAGGUCAUGAUGAGAAAUCUAGUUCAUCUAAUCGUGGCAAUUUUCUUGAAUUUUUGGAUGUGCUGACCAUGUACAAUGAUGAACUUUCAAAGGCAAUUGCGAAAGCUCCAAAAAAUGCCAAAUAUACAAGUCACGAUAUUCAGAAACAAAUACUUCAUGUGUUUUCGGUGAGAGUGAAAAAUACAAUUCGUGAAGAAAUUGGAGUUGCCAAGUAUUGCAUAAUUGUUGAUGAAGCCCGAGAUGAGUCAAAAAGAGAGCAAAUGUCUAUAGUAUUGAGGUUUGUGGAUAGUAAUGGAUUCAUUCAAGAAUGUUUUUUUGGCCUUGUUCAUGUAUCUGAUACUGCGGCUUUAACUUUAAAGGAUGCUAUAUAUUCUGCUUUGGCUCACUACAAUUUGGAUGUUCAAAAUAUUAGAGGUCAAGGGUAUGAUGGUGCUAGUAAUAUGAGGGGCGAGUUUAAUGGAUUGCAAGCUUUGAUUAUAAAAGAUUGUAAAAGUGCUUAUUAUGUUCAUUGCUUUGCUCAUCGGUUACAAUUGGCUUUGGUUGCAGCAGCAAAAAAUAUGACACCUAUUCAUCAAUUUUUUGAUAGAUUAACUUUUAUAGUUAAUAUUGUUGGUUCUUCAUGUAAGCGUAAUGAUGAAUUGAAGAAUGCUCAUGCAGAUGACAUUGCAUAUUUGAUUGCUAUUAAUGAACUCGAGACAGGGCGUGGACUUAAUCAGAUAGGUACUUUACAACGAGCUGUUGAUACACGCUGGAGUUCUCAUUUGAGAUCAUUGAAAGGCCUAAUUAAGAUGUUUAGUGCAUCGUGUACGGUAUUGCUCAAGAUUAUGGAUGAUGGGCUUCCUUCUCAACGAGCAGAUGCAACAACUGUUUAUGAUGAAAUGACUUCCUUUGAUUUUGUAUUCAUCUUGCAUCUUAUGAAAGAGAUUAUGGGGAUCACAGAUAUUCUUUGUCAGACUUUACAAAGUAAGUCUCAGGAUAUUAUAAAUGCAAUGGAGCUUGUAUUAUCUACUAAGAAUUUACUUCAACAGAUGAGGGAUAACAAGUGGGAUGAUUUGCUUGUAAAAGUGAAAUCCUUUUAUUCACAGUUGCAAGAAAUUAAUGGUCGCUUUAGUGAUGAUGCUAUGGAAUUGCUCACUCUUAGUAAUGCCCUAAAUCCUCAAAAUGCAGCGGAGUCUUUCAGAGUUGUGGAUAUAUGUAAAUUAGUUGAAAAGUUUUAUGCUCAGGAUUUUACCAGAGAUGAAAAAGAACAAUUGGAGAUGCAAUUGAAGCAUUACGAGUAUAACGUAGUCAAAGGGUCUGACUACAAAAAUCUUUCAACCAUUUCAGAAUUAUGUCAAUGGUUGGUAAAGACUAACAAGUCUGUUACAUACAACCUCAUUUUUAGAGUGAUCGUACUUGUGCUUACUCUUCCGGUUUCUACGGCUACUUCAGAACGAUCAUUUUCUGCGAUGAAUAUUGUGAAAACAAGGCUUCGAAGCAAAAUGGAGGAUGCUUUUCUCUCAGAUGCAUUAAUGGUAUAUAUUGAGAGAGAAAUAGCUAAAAGUGUGAGCAUAGAAGCUAUCAUUGAAGAUUUCGAAAAUUUAAAAGAACGUCGAAUUCCUUUUAGUUAG
Molecule: messenger RNA, 2238 nt
Organism: Zingiber officinale
Lineage: Eukaryota; Viridiplantae; Streptophyta; Magnoliopsida; Zingiberales; Zingiberaceae
Product: zinc finger MYM-type protein 1-like
Exons: 2
Coding region: 1-2238 (745 amino acids)
Molecular function (GO): protein dimerization activity
Source: RefSeq, a predicted model, not a curated record